Molecule: messenger RNA, 1368 nt
Organism: Talaromyces stipitatus ATCC 10500
Lineage: Eukaryota; Fungi; Ascomycota; Eurotiomycetes; Eurotiales; Trichocomaceae
Product: regulatory protein SUAPRGA1
Exons: 5
Coding region: 66-962 (298 amino acids)
Biological process (GO): cytosolic ribosome assembly
Cellular component (GO): mitochondrial matrix
Source: RefSeq, a predicted model, not a curated record
AUCCUGAUCAACUGCAUAUCUGUCAAUAACUAUCUCGAUAAUACCCUUAUACAAGCAUAUUCACAAUGCUUUCCCUCCGUGCAUUCACUCGCUCAGCGCCUCGUGCGUUUGCGCGCUCCUAUUCCGUUGCCGCUCGCCCAUCAACCAUUCGUCUAGCAACCGCCAUCCAGCGACCCUCAUUACUCCAGAAGUCAUUCGUCAGAUGUCAAUAUCCUUCUUUCUCUACAGCGAGAAUUCUGCGGGAACCUGCUGGUGAAGUUGACCUCGAGCUUAGCGGAAAAUUAGAGGAGGAACUCAGCCACGAACAGAGCUCUGGAGAAUUGGAAGAAUCUGCGGCUGCUAUCAAGUCGUUCCUCGAAAAUAGCUCUUGGACGGUCAAGGAUGUUGCUGGAGAGCAAGAAGUUGUCUUGACCCGCAAAUUCGGCAAUGAAAAAAUCCGCGCUACCUUCACCGUCUCCGACCUCCAGAACGUUGCCGAGGACGAAUUCGACAGCCUUGCAGAGAGCGACUACGAGAACGUAAACCAAGCCGCACCCGGUGAACCCAUCUCCACCCGUCCCGAAGACCGUAUCGCUCCUUCCGACCGCGAAUUCGAUGAAGACGCUAUCCCCGGAUUCCCCGCUCGCGUCAACAUUGCCAUCGAGAAACCCGGCAACGGCGCUCUCCUCAUCCAAACCACUGCUUCAGACGGUAUCUUUGAGAUCCACGAAGUUUCUCAUUUCGCCAACGCCGAUCUUGCUGAAGCCGAGACCGCGGAGAAGGAUUGGCUCCGUCAGAGCCUUUACAGUGGUCCUGCUUAUGGAAACCUCGAUGAGGAGCUUCAGGCUCUCUUUGACCGAUAUUUGGAGGAGCGUGGUUUCAAUGCUGAGUUGGCCAACAUUAUUCCUGAAUAUAUCACCGUGAAGGAACAGAAGGAAUAUACCCGCUGGCUUGAGACCGUCAAGAAGUUCGUCUCAGCUUAAGUAUCCGGCACUAAUCUCUAUUCGGAUAUUUACGAUCCCUAUUGUCUUGAGUAGACAGUUUUACUGACAACAUCUCAACGUACACCCAUCCGAAUGUGUCGCCUCAUCUCUUCACCUAUGCCACUCUAAUCGCUAUGCCGUUUUGGCCUAAAUAUAUGUAUUAUAGAAACCAGAUUUAAUGCCAGCAUUAUCAUGUCCAUUUUUAUCAUUCGUAACGCUGCUUCUUAGGAAUUUAUCAUAUUUACAUAUCGUAAUGGUCCUAGUCAGGCUGAUAUCUUUGUCGGGCGUGCUGCAAGCGCCUUGCCCUGGCUGCAGGGUCAUCACGCUGAUAUCGGUCCCCCUCAUUUUGCCGACGAUGUUUAACCACCCUACCCAUCUCAACCCGAGGCGAGCCAGACGCAGAUCG